GGCGUCUAUGUCUCCAUAUUGCUUGCACUCGAGGCAGCGCCUUUCCGCUCUUCCUUGGAAACGCCUGUCCUCUGGUGAACGCGCUCUUUGCUCUCAGGACGCUAGACACGCUCAUGUACUCACAUAAUAUAUCCGAAACGACGAGUCAGGAAGGGAUGCACAUCUCAGCUGUUCAUACAUCGUUUGUACAGGAUGCUCAAGGCGUAUUUUGAUUACCGGAAAGUCAGCACGAGCGAACUCGAUGUCCCAUCCGACGUGCAAAUCAGUUGAAUCUUUGCUGUCCUGCUUCUUUUGAAUAUGAUGCUUUCAGGCCAAGGUGACUCGUCUCCCGUCGAAAGCAUCACGCUACGCUGCCGGAGACUGGGAGGACAACGCAUCGGCGCCCCAAGAUUACCCCCACACCCAGCAGGUUCAGUUCUUCAGGCUGGCCCCUACGGCAAACCAGAAAGAGCCGAACGCUGACGAUUUCGAUGAGAACAAGAAAGGCGCGAUAGACUCAUCGAAUGCCAACUUGGCGUCAGCAUUUGUCGAGGCCGCAUCCAGGGAAGCGCCGCCUGUCGAAAAAAUUGGCGUGGCGGACUUGGACCUUGCGCAGUCUGACGACCAGAGCUUCGUCGGGAAAGACACCGAGAUCCCCAUUGUGUCCAGCAUCUUCGGCCCCACUGUUUUCGGUCCGGUGGACAAUCCACGGAUCAGCAGCAUUCCUCCCGUGGGUGAUGACAGCGUCCCGCCAACCCCGCACACAUCGCAAUCGAAAGAGCAGCCUGCCGAUGAGUUGGAUCAGGAAGAGGUCAAAGCUCCCCAUCCAGAAACGAAAACGUCGCCGCGUCAUGGUCUAGUGCGGCUGGCGAGCCAGCUUUCAGCUCUGAUGAGUACGUUGCUAGAGAACAGUCAGCGUCCGACAACUCUUGGAUGAGUGAAAUUGUGGUGAGUGAAUUCAUGCAGGCACAGAUGAGGAGAUGGCCGAGUGGACAGCGGAACAGGAGUCUCCUCAGGACGAGGACGAGGACCUUGGCUCUGCCGCGAUGCCCGGCCGUGUACCGACAGAUACCAAAAGAGCGCCGUCCAGCUACACAACGUCAGGAGAGCCGUCCAAAGAAGUGCCAGGUGGGUUCUGCGAUGGGAGAGAGGCUAUUGUCAAUUCGCCCUUUUCUGUUGGUCUCAGGAGAGGGUAUAGAGGCGACGCUUCCCAGCAAGUCUUUCCGGAUUAAAUCGCGUGCUCUUGUUGGUGACGUCGGCGAUGCGUACGUCACCCAUGCGCCCACACGGAGCGCACAUCGAGCGAGUUGAGACAUGAACGGAUACACGGGUUUUUCUUGUGCAGGGCGCAGAACGCAGCAAUGGCCGUCUCGGUGCGAUCUCGUGACUUCUCCUGCGCCUUGAUUAUAUCCACUGUCGUGUCGCUGCUAUCACUGGUACACACGCAGGCAGGCGGCCAACUAGGCAGACAGGCCGGCACGCGCGCACACAUGUGAAUGUGUGCGGCACUAGGCGAUCCUUCUUCUCGUCUGUAUUCAACGUGCUCGAGCGAGCCGACUUUGUCCAGGCAAGCCGACAUUCGUCCGCCCGUCACUUUGGCAAUGUCCCUCUUUUGGUCUUGUCUCUGUGUCUCUGUCUGUGCGAGUGUCUGUCUGUCUGUCUGUCUGUGUCUUGGUCUUGUCUGCGCCAGACAUGAAGGGGUGGAACGUAUGCGGACUGAGGUACGUAUAUAUUCCGGGAGAUGUGUAUUCUUUUCAUGUCUGUCAGGACAUUUCCGCCUCUCCAAUCGACUCCGUGCAACUGCCGAUCUAUCAUGGCGUCCGACCAACAAUACGCGCCAUAUAUGGUCGACGCCAUCAAGUCGUUCACGACACUUGAGGUGCGGUGACAGUCAGACAGACAACGUACAUGCCACGGACAAUGAGCAAAGAAUGACUCAUAUCCGUGUGUGCCCUUUGAACCGAUGCAGGCUAUCGGUCUGUAUCCCCCUUUUGAGAAAUUGGAGCUCAACAUGAACGUCACUUCCAUUCCAAAACAGCUCGCCAAACAAAGUAGGAUGACAGGCCUGCUCGAAACAGCCUCGCUCGUGCUGUCCGAUGGAUGUCUCUCUGCAUGUCUCUCCCUUUGUGUCUCCGUGUGUCUGAUAUGCAAAGCGUUCCUUCUUGCCUUCCUUUGGCGAAGUAAGAUUUGGCGCAGGAAACGGAUGCCGACACAUGUGCGAUGCGAUUUGCCUGUUUGUGCGGCUGUGAUGGCAGAGACUGCGAUCAGCAUCCUCCCUGCGGACGAGCUGCGGUACUUGGAACGAUUGCGCGUGGUAUUCUUAGGGGGCAACUUGAUCGAAGACGUCCCCGAGAGGUGAAUGAAUGAAGCAUGUCCUUUCUCAGUGGCAUUGGAUCUCCUGUCUGCCUGUUUGUUGUGUACUUGAUCAAAGUACUCGGCAUCUUCGCCAGGUCGAAUUUAUCAAUCUCCGUGGCAACUUGAUAGCGGAGGUGCCAUACAGCAUCAGCGAGCUCUACUCGCAGGGAUCUCUGACUACUCUAGCGCUAGGUAUGAACAAUGAGGUCGUAAACAGCAAUACCAAUGAAUGCUUGCAAACCAUUGUGUGAGCAGACGUGAACCCAAUCUGCUCAAACGGUAAUCAUCCCUUCGGACGGACCGCCCUGUGUCUGUCUCACCAUCUGCAUCUGUCUGCUCACCUUUCUGUCCAUUCAGGGUUCCUCGAGGACGAGACGGCCCCCCCGGCGUUUGUCCGCAUGGUGAAGAAUCUCGUCCCGUGCCAGUCACUACAAGACGGACCUGAUGGUGGGUCACAGACCCCACCUGGAGAGCUUGGCGGAGGUAAGUAAGAUCUCGAUUCUCCGGGCCCAUCGGCAUGACGUCAGUGAGUGAAUGUAAGUGUGUGUCUGUGUUUGCAUUUGUAUGGGUGUGUGUGUGUGUCAGGGACGAGCGGCGGGGAAUGCGUCACAAAAGUCCGGCAUUCAUUUCAUCGCAUAGGAACACACUUUGUAUUGCAUAUGUGGGUGACCAGUGCCGAGAAUGGAAGGCGUUCUUUCACGCACUCGACCUGGACAAGAAUGAGUGUCUGGCGUGGUCGGAGGUGGACGGAGUCUACCCUGCACUCACGGAGACAGAGUUCAUCUACGCUCUCCAAGGAUUAGAAGGAAAAUGGGGAACCACAAGGCGAGCAGACUCAUUGUGCCAGCCCAGCCAUUUCAUCGCCGACUGAUCUUUUCGCAGGGACCCGAACACACCACUCUGUGGGACAGCUCGGAUAUUUUCCCUCUUCAUGUCGACGUCAUACACCGACUGCUCUGGCUGGUAUCAGUGAAAGGGUGGAACUACGAUGUGGCCAAAGAACAAACCAAGAUGCAUGUAUAUGUCUCCUGUUUCUCUUUCUCCCUCCCUCCUUCGUCUUUUUGUCUGCUUGCUGCACAUGCAGUACCAUCCAUGGCAGCGGCGAUAUGGUGUCCGAUCAGAGUGAAAAUGAUGUAUAGCGGCAUUAAGCCACUGUCUCUAUGGUUUGUGUCGUAUCAUGUGCAUCUGUAAGUGGCAUGAAUGCAUAUAAUCGUGUGUGCCUAGUACACAUGUGCAGGCAUCCAUACUCGUGCCCACCCGUACAUGUCGGUGCGUGUGAGCGUUUGCUUCGAGGCUGUGUUUUUCAGAUCUUGAUGCACGUAUGUCUUGGGAGACAUAAGAGAUACUGCUGCAGAGG
Vitrella brassicaformis is the source of this 3691-nucleotide messenger RNA. NCBI's taxonomy places the organism in Eukaryota, Vitrellaceae. The record is from the annotation of a GenBank genome assembly.